UACCCUAAAUUUUUUUCCCGUAUUUCCUCUCAGACCCAGUCCCUCAUUCGGUCAUUCCCCUUCUCUUCCCUAUCAGUUCUUAUUUCUUAAAAGAGAAAACCGAUAGCUCUAAGUGCCGCUCUCCACCUCCACGGCUCCACCAGUGGCCUCCAGCGCCGCUGCCCGUCCGUCUGUCUGCGCGUCUCGCUGCAGCCCAUCAACGUUGCUUUUUGCGUCCUGCUUCUUCCUGCUGCUGCUGCUUCCUCUGGUUUGCUCGUUUUCAGUUUUGCAGAGUUUUUCAACGAAACGCAGGGAAACCUUUGCCCAAAAUACUCGACGCGAUUGUUAUUUAAUACCAGGAAAAAAAAAAAAUUGAGUAAAUCCAUUCGUUUCAUUCAUAUGGGGAAGGAGAAGGAAGAAACUUUAGGAAAUACUAACAUCGAAGAUGCCAAUUGGCUUUGUUCACUUUCUGAAUCCGAACUUGAUUUGUUGAUUAGCCUAAAGAAGCUAGCCCUGAAACGUGCUAGUGCAAUUGGGCAUGUUCAAUUGGCUAAAAAGUUUGAUCUGAAGAUGCUUCGAGCCCUUGGCUUCGUUUUGAUGGAAUGUGUGAAAGAAAAGGUUAAGGACUUGUCAGUUAUUCCGGGGAUGGAUGAGAAUGCUACAUUUCUUGAUUCUUCCAAUUUACUAAAAUGUAAGGUAGAUGAGUUGAUGAGCAUUGAAGAGCUAAAUGAAUGCAUUGCAAUUGAAACAAGGAAGGAAUUUCGCAAAAGGCUGCGUGGAAAGGAUGCCUUAGUUAGAAGUAGUAAGAGACGCAAAGCAGAUGAUGACGAAGACGAAGAAACAGCAGAAGAUUAUUAUCCAGAAUUUACGUUCCAGGAUGAUAAGUAGAAAGUUUUGCAACUUCAUCACUUGUAGUGUAUAGCCAUUCAAGGAUAAUAACUUAAUUUUUUUGGCCAAGAGAAAGCAUUUUUAUUAAGCUUAAUAAUUCGAAGUAAUAUUCCCUUCCCUUUUUUUCUCAA
This is a messenger RNA of Gossypium arboreum, 998 nucleotides long. RefSeq lists its product as uncharacterized. The record is from RefSeq and is a predicted model, not a curated record. The transcript is spliced from 5 exons. Bases 379 to 867 code for a protein of 162 amino acids. NCBI's taxonomy places the organism in Eukaryota, Viridiplantae, Streptophyta, Magnoliopsida, Malvales, Malvaceae.